CAGUGGAUGAAAGGGAUGCGACUGGAGCGACCGAACGCUGUAUUUCGGAGUAGCGCUGAAGUGCACCGCUGAGCCUACUUGCAACAGUCUCCCUCCUCUCAACAGUUAUGCUCGGAAAUUAUCCGGUUCUGAGCUAAUUUUGAGCUAAUCUACACUUUUUUCAACACGUUUGUGUAGUUUAUUCUUGUUUAUAUGUAUUUAUUUCCGUAAGGACAUAUGACGCUUACAUCUGUGGUUGAGGAUUUUUGAUGCACGAUCUAGAGAGAGUGAGUGAGAGAACAAGUUUCGCCAACAUGUUCCACUGGAAUACGUUAUGCAUUCGCGGGGCUUAUGGAAUAUAGCCUGGUUUGUCACAAUUUGUGUGCGUUCUCACUCAGUCCCGUGAAAAAGAAACUCGCACUGCUCAGCAUCAUGCUCUUGCUCUGGGUCUACAUGGUAUACUCCUGUGUGGGCUACUGUGCCACAAUGCCGAGUUUGGUCGUGGACAGUCACGGGAUCAAGGACCCAGAAUCCCACGGCAGAAGGACAGAAAGUGGCCGAACGGAGCUUAUAUCCAAGCUUCUCCCCAGACCGCAAAGUUGGGUAGACUUGGAAUCUGAUUACGAUGAACCUGCCGUCAGGACGGCAUCUGUAAGCGUAGGCAAUAACGAAGUAGAAAUUAACAGAGCCGAGGAGUGGGACGACGAGCCGGGAGAACCGAGGUCUCCCGAGCCCAACGCGCUGUCAAGUUUCAUCAACGGCUCUGGCAGCAAGAAGCUGCCCCAGGCGAUUAUCAUCGGAGUGAAGAAAGGAGGAACGCGGGCUCUGCUCGAGUUUCUCCGGAUACAUCCCGACAUCAGGGCCGUGGGAGCGGAGCCGCACUUCUUCGACCGAAACUACAAUAACGGACUGGAGUGGUAUAGGGACCUGAUGCCGAAAACUUUGGAGGGUCAGAUCACCAUGGAGAAAACCCCCAGCUACUUUGUGACACGAGAGGCCCCGGCGCGGAUCUACGCCAUGUCCCGAGACACCAAACUGAUCGUGGUGGUGCGGGACCCUGUCACUCGAGCCAUUUCCGACUACACCCAGACGCUGUCCAAGAAACCAGACAUUCCCACUUUUGAGAGCCUGACCUUCAAGAACAGGACCACGGGUCUAAUCGACACCUCGUGGAGUGCUGUCCAAAUUGGUAUCUACGCCAAACACUUGGACAACUGGCUCCAGUUCUUUCCCAUGGCCCAGAUUCUGUUUGUGAGUGGGGAACGUCUGAUCAUUGACCCGGCCGGAGAGCUGGGCCGUGUGCAAGACUUUCUGGGGCUCAAGAGGAUCAUCACAGACAAACACUUCUACUUCAACCAGACCAAGGGCUUCCCCUGCCUGAAGAAGGCCGAGGGCAGCAGCAAACCCCACUGCCUGGGCAAAACGAAGGGGCGGACCCACCCCAACAUCGACCCUGAGGUGGUGCAGAGGUUGCGGGACUUCUACAGGCCCUUCAACAUGAAAUUCUACCAGAUGACAGGACACAACUUUGGUUGGGAUUAAAAGCAAAAGAGGAAACAUUGUUAAAACUUUUUUACUGUA
This is a messenger RNA of Chanos chanos (milkfish), 1560 nucleotides long. It is a transcript of the gene hs3st3b1b, whose product is annotated as heparan sulfate (glucosamine) 3-O-sulfotransferase 3B1b. Bases 331 to 1521 code for a protein of 396 amino acids. The record is from RefSeq and is a predicted model, not a curated record. The transcript is spliced from 2 exons. Lineage: Eukaryota; Metazoa; Chordata; Actinopteri; Gonorynchiformes; Chanidae. Gene Ontology annotation, molecular function: [heparan sulfate]-glucosamine 3-sulfotransferase activity.